Messenger RNA from Penicillium longicatenatum, 1233 nucleotides. RefSeq names its product putative endoglucanase (gene egl2). The transcript is spliced from 5 exons. Gene Ontology annotation, biological process: glucan catabolic process. The record is from RefSeq and is a predicted model, not a curated record. Lineage: Eukaryota; Fungi; Ascomycota; Eurotiomycetes; Eurotiales; Aspergillaceae. Gene Ontology annotation, molecular function: hydrolase activity, hydrolyzing O-glycosyl compounds; cellulose binding. The coding region runs from base 1 to 1233 and encodes 410 amino acids. Gene Ontology annotation, cellular component: extracellular region.
AUGAGAUCCAUUCUGCUGCUCGCAGCCAGCGCUGCCCUGGCUCUAGCGGUGCCCCAAGGCCACUCUAAGCGGGCCUCAUCCUUUGUUUGGUUUGGCGCAAGUGAGUCCGGGGCAGAGUUUGGCAGUGGGAAUAUCCCGGGUGUCCUGGGAACCGACUACAUAUGGCCGGACACUUCGACCAUUCAAACGCUACACAACGCGGGCAUGAAUAUCUUCCGGGUGCCGUUCUUGAUGGAGCGAUUGAUUCCAAACACAUUGACCUCGAGUCCAGAUGAGACCUAUCUAGAAGAUCUGAAGAGUACGGUAGAGUACAUCACGUCUAUCGGGGCGUAUGCUGUGGUUGAUCCACACAACUAUGGACGAUACUAUGGCAACAUCAUCACCUCCACAAGUGACUUUGCUGCAUUUUGGACCACCGUGGCAACGCAGUUUGCAUCGAAUGACAAGGUCAUCUUCGACACGAACAACGAAUUCAACACGGAGGACCAAACGCUGGUGCUGAACCUCAACCAGGCGGCCAUCAACGCAAUCCGGGCUGCUGGAGCUACCUCGCAGUAUAUUUUUGUGGAAGGGAACUCAUGGAGUGGCGCGUGGACGUGGACAUCAGUCAAUACUAAUCUGGUCAAUUUAACUGACCCCAAUGACAAGAUCGUUUAUGAGAUGCACCAGUAUCUCGACUCGGAUGGGUCUGGCACUUCCGACACGUGUGUCAGCUCGACGAUCGGCCAAGAGCGUGUACAGUCGGCGACGGAAUGGCUACAAAGCAAUGGAAAACUUGGCUUUUUGGGCGAAUUUGCAGGUGGUGCUAAUUCAGUCUGUCAGAGCGCUGUGACUGGAAUGCUGGACUACUUGCAAGAGAACAGUGAUGUCUGGCUCGGAGCAUCCUGGUGGGCCGCAGGACCAUGGUGGGGCACUUAUAUUUUUUCGAUGGAGCCACCCUCAGGGACCGCGUAUACCUACUACCUAAGUAUCCUGUCUGCCUAUUUCCCUUCCAGUUCGGGCAGUUCGGGCAGCUCUACGACCACUUCCACAACCACACACACUACAUCGACAACCAUAACAACUGCCACCACCACUAAAGCCACCACCACUUCAACCACCACUGGCGCAGGGUCUACUGCAACAGCAUCCCACUGGGCGCAGUGCGGCGGCACUGGCUGGACAGGGGCGACGACAUGUGCCAGCCCAUAUACCUGCCAAGCGCAGAAUGCGUACUAUUCGCAAUGUCUGUAA